AUGUCUUCUACUAGUCCUGUCUACACUUAUCCAGGACUACAAACUCAGCAGGCACGAGGCUCUACCCCGGAAGUUGAUCAGCCCCAUAAUUCGACUGCUCAGGUUCAACCUUCCGCUCAGUCUGGUUAUGCAGCUGCCCCACAUUAUCAGACCUACGCUACUGUGGGUCCCGGUAACUCCACCACGGCGUCUUAUGGUUCUGGUUAUUCCAAUGCAUUGACGUCCAGAGCCCCUACCGCAUAUGAUUACGGCUAUCAGUCGCGUCCUGGUGUCUAUCAGGCGGCACAGAUUCAGGUUCCUCAGAUUUCUCAGCAGGCACAAACAUCGCAAGCGUAUGCUCUUCCAGGGUAUUCUACCCAGUACGGAUAUGGCGAUUAUCAGGCACAACAGGCGCAACAAGCGCAACAGGCGCAACAGGCACAGCAGGCACAACAGGCACAGCAAGGCCAGCAGCAACAGUCGCAGGCACAGGCUGCUCAGCAGAGUGUUGACUAUUAUACUCCAGUUCAAAAGCCGGAUGAGAGCUCUCCCCAACAGGUCCAGGACCGGAAGCAGUCUCAACAGUCGGCAACGUCGCCUUCUCAGCAGCCUUACUUGACUUCAUACGCCAGCUACUACGCUCAACCUCAACAAGCAGUUUCAGCGUAUCAGCACUAUCCUGCAUACGCAAAUAACGGGUAUGCACGUGGAUAUCCUGCUACUACAGCCUCCAACGGAGCCGCAGGAUACUCGCUCUAUGGGUCCAUGCCUGUUACCUCGACAGCAGCUCAGCCAUUGGCAUCGUCGCUGGCUGCGGCAACUCAGAGUGCUACAGUCACUGGUACCAGUGCAGGUCCCGCAGGCGGGGUCGCACCAUCUCCUCAGGCCCAGGCUCAACGGAAAACACAUCGUAGAAAUCACAACAAUCACAGUAAUGGCAAUGAACCACCGCUUAGUCCAUCUGUCGGACAAAUACAACCCAGAGGCAUUCGUCCUAAAAUUACCACCAUUAUGUGGGAGGAUGAAAAGACUCUGUGUUACCAGGUAGAGGCAAAUGGCGUUUCUGUGGUUCGUAGAGCAGACAAUGAUAUGAUCAAUGGUACCAAACUUCUUAAUGUGGCAAAAAUGACUAGAGGCCGACGUGAUGGCAUUCUUAAAGCUGAGAAAACGCGCCAUGUUGUCAAAAUUGGUUCUAUGCACUUGAAAGGUGUUUGGAUUCCAUUUGAUAGAGCUCUUCUUAUGGCACAGAGGGAAGGUAUUGUGGAUUUGUUGUAUCCGUUGUUUGUAAAAGAUAUCAAGCGUGUUAUUCAGCAGGGUACUCCCACUUAUCGUGUCGGCCAAGCUGGCGAUAACUCACUAGAGGACAGCUCAAAUUCUUCUCUUAGACAACAUACCGCCUCCCCAUUGCAAACAGUCCAUCCUUCAGGUGGUGCGUCUGCCACUAUUUCUUCAAUGGCAGACAACCUUGCUCAGGACGCCGAUCAUUCACUUAACGGUGGUUCUACUGCCGCAACUACAACAACAGCUAGCUUUUACGGCCAACCAGGCGCCUCUGCUACUCAACCAAUGAUGUAUCCUUAUUAUAGUACUGCAGAUCCUUCGAGUGCGUCAGUACAACCACAGACCUCUGGCUAUUAUUAUGGGGCUUAUUAUUCGCAACCUUAUCAAGUGCGAUCAGGUAGUUUGCAGCAAGUGCAGCAGGCACAACAGGCACAAGCUCAGCAAGCACAACAGGCACAAGCUCAGCAAGCACAACAGGCACAGCAGGCACAACAAGCACAACAAGCUCAGCAAGCACAACAAGCACAGUCACAGGACGGACAACAGGAAGGAGAGCAAUCACCGCCACAACAGUAG
Molecule: messenger RNA, 1836 nt
Organism: Brettanomyces nanus
Lineage: Eukaryota; Fungi; Ascomycota; Pichiomycetes; Pichiales; Pichiaceae
Exons: 1
Coding region: 1-1836 (611 amino acids)
Biological process (GO): positive regulation of transcription by RNA polymerase II
Cellular component (GO): nucleus
Molecular function (GO): sequence-specific DNA binding; DNA-binding transcription factor activity
Source: RefSeq, a predicted model, not a curated record